UACUUAAGCUCCACAGCACCUGGAUGCUUUUAUGCUCACAGCUACUGAGCAAGAUGUUUCUAAGGGCUCUGGGUAGAGACCUGACUAAGGUGGCAUAGCAAAGACCACUGAACUGCUACUGGAACUGACAAUUCAAUAAUGAGUCUUUUCAGAUGGCUGCCUUGGCAUGAUUCAAGCCAGUGUUCUAUGAAGAAACCUUCUCAAGAGGACUGCCUGUGAGGUGCCUAUCUGCUCCUUUGAGCCUGUCUCAUCCUCCACAUUGACUUUAUUCUUGUAGGGCACCUCAAGAUGCUCCGAGCUCAAGCCGCUUGUUUACCAGCGCUCCGUUGAGCGCCGAGACACCAUCACAGCCUGGAAUAACGACGACGACGGCGAGGCAAGAAGCAAACAGCUCGUCGCACACGGCGGCAGCCAAUCAGCGGGCUGGUUUCUCUUCAGCAUCUCGGAGGGACUGAACCAUCGGACAGACUUGAGCUCAGGCAGCGGGGAGGAAAGAGACUUGAAGGCUGCGCGACGCGCAAUUAUGGUUUUGUGAAAUUCACACGGAGGUGGAGGAUUUCAUCAUCAGCACCAAGAGAAAACAAAAGUCAGCUAAUCCAGGCACCGCACAGAGGGAAAGAAAUUCCUGCACAAGCAUGGCAGACCAGAAAGACAACAUAGAUGACUUUAAAGUCCAGACAGCCAAGCAUCCUAACAUCGGCUCAGCCCCUUUACGGCCGCACAGUGAACAGUCCAGAGACCGAGCGUCCAAAAGGCUUUCAACUGAGUCUAACGGGACCAGUGAAGGAGGUGUGGGUUCAUCCACACCAGUGGAGGUGACAGCUUUGGAAGAGUCAUUUCGGCGCUUUGCCAUUCAUGGUGACACCCGCGCUACCGGCAAGGACAUGCACGGCAAGAACUGGUCCAAACUCUGCAAGGACUGCGGUGUGAUUGACGGCAAGAACAUCACCCUCACUGAUGUGGACAUCGUCUUCAGCAAAGUCAAGAAGAAAUCCUGUCGUACCAUCACAUUUGACGAGUUCAAGGUUGCACUCGGGGAGCUGGCCAGGAAGAAAUAUAAAGAAAAGACUGGAGAGGAGGCAGAGGCAGAGGUCUUCAAGCUGAUAGAAGGGAAGGCACCUAUAAUUGCAGGAGUCACGAGAGCUGUGGCUUCCCCGACAGUGAGCCGCCUCACGGACACCACCAAGUUUACGGGGUCGCACAAGGAGCGUUUUGAUGACACCGGCCGCGGGAAGGGUAAGGCGGGACGAGUAGACAUAGUCGACACUUCCGGAUACGUCUCGGGAUACAAACAUCAAGGGUCAUAUGAAAAGAAAGUCAAUAAACCCACCGUGGCCAAACCCAUGUGAGGGCGAAGAUGAGGAAAUAAACAUUUGAUCAACUACUAGGAUAAUUUUCUAUUUAAAAGAAAAGAAAAAAAGAGUACUCAAAGGAAGCACAAAAGAAUAGGAUUUCAUAUAUUUUUCCCGCCCAUCUAUUUUGUGUGUGUGUGUGAGAGAGAGAUAUGUUUUUGAGUUCCUCUCUUUGUCAAGUGUGAGAACUGGAAAAUUGUUUACAUCUAUUUUUACGAAGUCAUCACCAGCUGGUACAUUCCUGUCCGAUAGCAAGUUACUGCCAAACACUGAAGAGAACAAAUGAGAGAAACUUUGCUUUGCUAUGAAUACUGAAGCUUUGUUGUUAUGAUAGGGCCUUAUAAUAUUUAUUGAGCACAAUGAACAACAACAUGCCAAGAAAAACAAAAGUGGGGCAACGGUUUGAUGAAUUAACAACAUUGCACUUUUUAAUGGAAAUGUUUCUAUUCACAUAUUUAGCCGAAGAAAUGCAUUUUUAAUUUGUUUUGCGAGUUUCAAUGACAGUUGGCACACAUUUUCAACAUAGAUAUUAUCAGUGUUUAUUCCUUUUGGAAACUUCAGUUGUUAAUUCCAUCCUGUGUUAAUUGUUUGUCUACCAUCCCCACUUGUCAGCUGUUGUUAGGUCUUUAUAAAUCUGCUGUUCAUUUCUUAAUUUCAUAAGCUCACAUUGUCAUUUGAAUAAUUUGCCUUCAGCUCAAACCAAGAAAAAUAUAUUGAGAGUUUUGUCAACUUGUUUUAAAGUACUUCUUUUUUUUGCAAAAAUAGUCAGACUGAACUUUUUCUUUUUUUUUUUUUUUUACCUCUGCCAUGUCUGCUUAUUUCUGUGAAUAUGAAAAACAUAAAAAGCAAAUGUCCUGCCAUGCAAAUCUUUUACAUGGGCCUGCUUACAACAAUUACAUAGGACUCUCCUAUUUUACCUUAUACUGUCUUUAUUCAGAGCCAAUUGUUUCUAUAUACACAGACCAUUUUGCUAACAUGCAUUUCAAAUAUUUAAUUGGUGAAUUUAGCUGAAGGAAGCUCUAACUACAGUAGAUGAGCUCAGUUGUACAAGAUUGUAUUUUUAACAUUUGACUUAUAUUGUUACUUCCUCAUCAGAUUUCUAUACAGUAGUUCUAAUAUAUUUGUGGUAAGAUUGUGUAUAUUCUAAAAAGUUAUAGCCACAUGGCUUAAUUUAUGACACUGGCUUCAUAUGUUUUUUUUUUUAUUUCUCCUGUAUUGCUGUACUUUGUGCAUGUUCUGUAUAUUGCAUUUAAUUCAGAAGCAUAUAGACGACAGUGCAAGUUUGUCAUAUCUUAUCUGAACUGCUGUGCCUGCUGUGAGGACAGACUACUGGACAAACUUAAUUAUUUUCUUGCUAAAAAUAUAUUAAGUGAUGAAACUGUGGGAUCAUGAUAAAAUCGUGUUAUUGCUUGAAAUCAAUAUGUAUCAACUUGUACAAAGUCAGCUACCCUCUAAUGUUUUUAUAUUUGUCUAUUGAUAAAGAUUUAGAGUACCUGUUAUGUGGUACUGUCAUCCAAGGCACAAAUUCAACUACAAACAAAAGCAGGGUUUUACUGUUGUAUCCUGAUAUACAGUAUACUGAGAUAAAGGGAAAACUGCAAAUGAGUAAUAUACUUUUGUAGAAUAAUAUUUUUCCAACAUAGUGACAGUGUUUCUGCCACACUUGUCACACACUACCUGUAGCCUCAGCUGAUGAAGAAUCACGCAUUAAGAGCAAAACUAGCAGCUAUCAUUGUGUUAGUUUUUGUCUGCUGCAAUAGCUUGAAUAUGAUCUGUUUUCUGUGCUUAAUGCCAAAUAUUGUGCACCUUUAAUGUGGAGGAACGAUAUUGUCUUAUUUUAUUUUUUUCAAAUAACUUUUAAUGUACUAUUGUGCCCCAGUGCAUGCAGCGUGUUUCUGUUCUUGUUCUUUAGACUUCUUAAUGUGUGUUCAUGAUUUGUAGUGCUUUAUUGAAAAUAAAAAAUUAAAUUAAAAAAAAAAAUCACACCCGAGAACCUCUGUUGAGCAGGUUGCGUGGGUGCCAGUCAAAAUA
This is a messenger RNA of Lates calcarifer (barramundi perch), 3383 nucleotides long. Its product is annotated as tubulin polymerization-promoting protein. Gene Ontology annotation, biological process: microtubule polymerization; microtubule bundle formation; positive regulation of protein polymerization. The record is from RefSeq and is a predicted model, not a curated record. The transcript is spliced from 8 exons. Gene Ontology annotation, molecular function: tubulin binding. Gene Ontology annotation, cellular component: microtubule. Bases 636 to 1349 code for a protein of 237 amino acids. Lineage: Eukaryota; Metazoa; Chordata; Actinopteri; Centropomidae.